UAGUGGACUGCACCCUUUAGCCUUGGGGCCCCAUGUAGUAUGUACGCCUGUGUUGUUCAUCUGUUCAUUACCAUUAGCACCUUGUUCCUAUAGUCAGGGGUGAUAGUAGGCCCUAUAAAAUAAAAUUAAUAAGGAAACAAAUUCUAAAAUAUGUUUGUGGUGAUGUCCUCUUUCACAUCAGAAAAAGGAAAGGGGAGGGUUUUGGUUUUUGAGGGAAAUUAUGGGUAAAACGGCAGCAUAAAUGAAGCAAUGAAAAUUGCGAAUUUGUAAUGCGUUUGAACAAAGAUGAAUUAGUGCCUGUGCUGUAGUCUGGUUCCCUGACCGGGAUGAAGUUUCUUUUGGGUGCAUUGUCCCAAUUCAAGGAAAAUUCUCCGCCAGACAUUCUUUCGAAAAGAGGGGUAUGUUUGGGCCACGAAAUGGUGGGAUUGUGUCUGUAUGGCCCAAGAUCACCUCUGUAGAUUCAGGGGCACCCAUCUGGGGGCAAAGCAGACAAAAAUGUGAUUGAAAAUUUGUCAGAAGAGCCCGAUGAAGUAUAUCCACAGUGGCUGGGUAGGGGAACCAGACGUGGAAGAAAUAGGCCUGAUAGGCCAAGCGGAUAGUGAUCAUAGUCUACAGUCAUCUUUUGUCAAACUCAAUUUUUUCGUUGUAGGCAUAUUCCUGAUGGGUAACCUGCUGUGUACAUGUAUGUACUGUACAUGAAUGUGUAUUCAUCAUGUCUGAUGAACUGAUAUGGAGGUGCAACAAACCCAACAUCGUGAUGCAUUUGCGGGCAAGAGAGGCAGACUUGGGAAAAUCCCCUGCAUAUAGACGCAAUUGUCGCAUGUGGAGAACUCUGAUUUGUGAUAAAAGUUCAGUUUAUAAGAAGACUUGGAGUUUGACAUCAAAAAAUAAGAUACACUACUUGGGAGAUCGGUUGUACAUGGACGACUUCCGGACAUGUUACAGUUUGAAUGGACUAAAUGCCAUGCCAACUGUGAUAUAUAAGAAACCAGACAAGUCCCACAUCUACAAAUUGGAGGCUAAUCUUCACUGUUGUGCUGAACUAAACACAUUACCUGUGGCAAAUGCUGGACACAGACCUUAUAUACUUGGUCUUACUAAAUGCCAACACCUCAUCCGCAUUGAUCUCAAGACUGGCCGAAUCUUGCAGAAGAUCUUCUUGGGUCAACAUCACUUGUUCUCGAAGUUCAUAUAUUUGAAUUGGGAUGUUUUUCAAGAAAGAGCAGUGGCAUGUUCUACUCAAUCUAAGUCGUCAACAGGGCCAAUGAAGUCUUUUGUGCUACUCAGUGUCUUUCCUUUAGAUGUGAUUGGACAACUUACGGUUACCCAACAGGUAUUUGGUGCAGACAUUUGCAAUGCAAACAUCAGUGAUGGGUUGCUCAUUGUGAUGCAUAGAAACAACAGAGUGAGGAUGUACAACUUGGACCAAAUUAUCAAAGAGAAUACAAGAUUCUCGUUGCAACUGGGAGAAGUUGCCCCUACAGUGCUGGUAGGAAGUUCAUCAUCAGUGACAUCAGGUGUUGUGGGAUCGUAUCCAACAGGAAUACCUACUAAUAUACAUAUAACAGAGCGACCUCCUAUUCUCUUGGAAGUAUCUUGCUUACAGCAUGAUGUGUGUUUUGGGGGUUAUCCUUGGCAUUAUAUGUAUAUACCACAAACCAGUGAUCCGCUCUUACCACCAAAUGCUGAUGCUGGCACAGAGACAUACAUAGUUGCCAGUGUGGCAACCAACCAAAUGGUGGAGAGUGGCUUACUGGAAAUGGAUUCUGACUCGGAUGAUGUCACCAUGGCAUUUUUUCACAUGGAUGAUUCACAAAGGAUUAUUCAACUUGGUGAUUAUGAUUUGAUUGUCAAUGCAUUCCAUACAAGAGAUGAUGGGAAGAUCGAGUUGCAGAUUGUAUAUAGAGUGAGUCAUCCAGUUGUGGACAAACAUCUUGAAGGAGAAGAAGAAAAACAGCAAAAAGAUUUGGCUAAUUGGGAGACAACCUUGUCAGGUCGUAGGGUCAGCACUAAAUGGCGGAAACAGCUUAGAGUGCGAAAUCAAAUCAGAGACAUUAGUUUUGACAGUGAACUUGACUUCUUGCUGGUGUCAUUUGUAACAACCACUGGCUUUUCACCAGUAGGCACAAAAGGAGAGCUUGGAAUUUACUGUAACCAGACAGGCCGCCUGUUGAAGAUGAUGGACUUGGAUAUUGCUGAGUUUGAUACACCGAGCUGUCCAACCUUAAUAGAAAUGGACAUGGACUUCAUGGUACACAUCUAUGAAGGUGACCAUAGGGGUAAAAUGACAUGUUCUUUGUACCGGCUAGAUCGGCCCAUGGAAUGAGAAGAGCAUGACAUAACCCAGCAUUCACAUUCUACGAGACACACUGCACUGAGGCGAAGACCACCAAACACUUAUCACUGAUGCUAUUCUAUAUUGGCACCAGUGUCAAUUUGUUGACUUUAAUAUUCAGGAACCUGUAAAGCUGCCCGAAUGAGAUUAAAGUUUUAGACUACAUAACAAAAAUGACAGCUAAAAUUGUUUAUGACAGUGAAACAGUUUCAAGACUAUCAAGAAUGAAAACUGCUGAAGAGGUUAUUAUAAAAGGAAAGCAUAUCACCAGCUUUAAUUGUAAGCAAUUAAUCAACUAACAUUUUGUGAUACCACAGUGGCAUUUUCAUUUUCAAGUUUAUCACGUAUAUAAGUGAACCAAAACUAAGCAGAUUUUGGUAAAUGGUUCUUUCAUGAUGGAUGGUUUUGUUUUGGUGAAAGGGGGAUGUGUACUUAUAGUUGAUUUUGAUUUUUCAUAUUCAUAUAUAUAUAUUCAAAAGAUAUUUCCUGACCCUCUUAUUUUAAGACAAAUAUACAUCUAAGAAAUCUUUUAUAAUUUUGACAAAAAGCUUAACCGACAUUGCUUUAAACAGUAUUUCUCAAGGUACAUUUUAUAUGGUAGCUGUAAUCAAUUUAACAAUAAUGAUAACAGUAAUGGAUAUUUAUAAUGCUCUUAUUUCCACCUCAAGAGAUGCUCAUGGCACAGUAAAAUCAGGAAAAGAAAAACAUAAACUGAUAAAAACUUGCAGUUAACAAAGAAGUGAGUUUUUGAAACAAAAUUGUCACCCCAUGAAUUGUAUAGGGAACAGCAAACAACAAAGAAUCAGAAAAUCUUAGGCACCUUUGGUUUAAUACAAACCUUCACAAUGCACCUUUGUGUCCCAGGUAACUUUAUUUUCAACUUUUUUUUCACUCUUUUAGAGGGUGCUUUACUGCCUUUUUCAUUUUUAUGCUGUGUAUGUACAUAUUUAUGAGCAAAACCGCAAUGUCAUCCGAGGAAGAAAGCGUCAGUGCUGAUAUGUUUGUACAGAAGGUCCUGCACUUUAUAGUAGAUUUUAAGGGACUAAAUUUUCUCUUCAUGAAUUCAUUGUUGUUUAUGCACAUAGCAAUAAGCAAUCAUUAGUCCCUUUUCCAUUUUCAGUAAGCAAAUUUAAGGUUCACAAUUUUAACAGAAAAACCUAUACGCUGAACUGUGUCUCCCUUAGAUAACAUCACAGCAACAGUGCCCUCAUUUGCCUGGGAAAGCAUGGAUUAUUGUGUUUUAAAAAGUGCCCUUUUCAAUGCAUUUAACCAAAUAAGAGUGUGAAAGAAUUUUCAAGUAAGUUUUCAAAUUUUGUGUCUCAGAAAAAUUAAUUGUAGCUACACUUUAAGGGAACUUCUAUAAAUGACAUUGUUAAAAUUGUAUCUUUAAUUGACACUGUUGUAUUUGCAUACGUCAUAAAGGUUUCAUAAGAUUAUGUAAUACUGGCAUUUUUAUAAGAUGUAAUUUUUGGCAUGGGAAGAUAAUUUUUUUACAUCAGGUUUUUUUCCCCGUAUAAACACUGUAUACUCCUUGUUGAGUAAGGGCUUAUGGAAAAAUUGUACAUUUACUUAAACCUUUACUGGUGCAGAUGUCUUGUUACUCAAACCACUAAACUUGUUUGGGUUAGCCUGGCCUGUCUGAAUCAGAUAAGCAGUGGAUACCAGCAAACAUUUUAUAAGAUAUAUGUUGUUUGUAUUGGUAAUUAUUAAUUUAAUUUUUUUUAAUCUUAUACUGAGGUCUAUUUUACACACACCUAGUCAAAGACCCCAGGUUUGUUCCUACUGCAGGUUUUACAGUGAAAGGUUGGCAAUUUGUCACAAUAUACAUGUACAUUGUUAUUUUUGAAAAAUGCCUUUUCAUGUACUGUUUAAAUUUUGGAGAGAUACCCUAUUUCAUUGGUGCAUUUGAUUAAUAAACUAUUGCAAAAUCUUA
Messenger RNA from Acanthaster planci (crown-of-thorns starfish), 4268 nucleotides. RefSeq names its product DDB1 and CUL4 associated factor 17 (gene dcaf17). Gene Ontology annotation, biological process: protein ubiquitination. Gene Ontology annotation, cellular component: Cul4-RING E3 ubiquitin ligase complex. NCBI's taxonomy places the organism in Eukaryota, Metazoa, Echinodermata, Asteroidea, Valvatida, Acanthasteridae. The record is from RefSeq and is a predicted model, not a curated record.